GCGCGGCUCGGAUUGGGCAAGGACUCGGCGAGCGAUCUCGGGGCGUCGUGGGAGCUGGGGGGGGGUGUUUUUGCGAGCGGGGAGUUGGAUCGUUGAGGCGAAGCUAAGAUGGCGGCGGAGACGGUCGAGCUGCACAAGUUGAAGCUUGCGGAGUUGAAACAGGAAUGUUUAGCCCGAGGAUUGGAGGCAAAAGGAAACAAACAAGAUCUCAUCAACAGACUCCAGACGUAUCUAGAGCAGCAUGCUGAGGAAGAGGCAAAUGAAGAAGAUGUUUUGGGAGAAGAAACAGAGGAAGAAGAACAGAAGCCUUUAGACACUCCCAUUAAAGAGGAAAUGAUUACAGAGACCUCUCCUGAAAUAAGUGCAGAAAAAAAGGUGGUGAAAAUUGCCUCAGAAAUUCCUCAAAUGGAGAGAAUGCAGAAGCGAGCAGAGAGAUUCAAUGUUCCUGUGAGCUUGGAAAGUAAGAAAGCUGCACGAGCAGCUCGGUUUGGUAUGCCUACAGUUUCAACUAAAGGUCUGAGCACAGAAAGUAAGACUCCAGUAAAUAUGGACAAAUUAAAGGAAAGAGCUCAAAGAUUUGGUUUGAAUGUUUCCACAAUCUCCAGAAAGACCGAAGAUGAUGAAAAACUGAAAAAAAGAAAGGAGAGGUUUGGCAUUGUUACAAGUUCAGCUGGAGCAGGAACUACAGAAGACACAGAGGCAAAGAAGAGAAAAAGAGCAGAACGUUUUGGCCUUGUCUGACGAUCUUCCUCUUAGUAUUUACUUGUUCAGGGUGUAUGUUUUAAACAUUCUUCAUCUCUAAGGAAGAAUACAGUUUCUCCCUCACACACAUCUUGACUUUGUAUUUCAAAGCUAGCUAUUGAGUUGUGCUGUUUGCACCCUACCCCACACUCUUUCAGACCGGAAAAGUACAGAAUAAAAUAUUCUGUUUAUGUAUGUUGUAACCAAUUUGGAUAUAGUGGUAUUUUUUUUAGCCAUUUGUAUCCAAAGUACACAUUGCUUCUUCUUUUUGGAGUAGUGGCAGCUGUGCAAAGGGAUUCCCCUAGUAAUAAUAAUUGUCACCUUCAGCUCCAUUUAAAUUUAAUCAGUAAUAAAUACCCGGUAAUUAAAAAGUUGUUUGAGCACUCCUUGCAUUUUUAGGUAGGCCUUCAUUGCCUAGGGAUUUUAAAUUUUCUAUUAAUUUUAGCUUAGAAGUAUUUUUUUUCUUUCAUUUAUAAAUUCUAAUCAUAAAGUCGAUCAGUUUCUUCUGAUCACUCUUAAGCUUAGAUUUUACUAAAAAGUGAAACAUUUUCUCUUUGGAGUUAUAUGUUUACUAAAUAUUGAAGCUGAUGAAGUUAUGGAAUCUUAAAAUGGAUCUUGCAUUAUCCUUUGCUAAAAUAGAACUACUUUUUACAUAUUGUUCAAUUACAAUAUAUGAGUGGCCCAUAGAAUAGAACAAAUUGCAUCCCAAUGUAAAGGUAGUAAAAUUGUCAUAUUCAUACCUAGACAGCUUCCUGCAGAUACUCUAUUCUUAGUAAACUUUUAGAACUAUGCCUCAAACUUUUAAAAUUUGUCACGCAUACAGAAUUUCUUCCGUUAAAAAUAGUACCAAAAAGUUACAAAAACAAUAGGUAUAAAAUUAUUACAAAAUAUUAUAUUCAUGUUCAGCUUUUUAAAAAACAGCUUUAAAUAAUUUUCAAAUACAGUGUUCUAUGUUUCUCUCUGAACUGAAUGUAUUUUGAAUAUCUGAUGCUUGGUGUUUCAAUUUAUUAAAGACAAUUACUUGGAGAAAAUUCUUGCCUUUUACAUUACUACAUCCUAUUUCCUGAUAGACAAAUUAUAUGUACCAGCUUUAGAAAUUGAAUGCAAGUGUAACUGAGGAAGAAUAUAUUUUUGGGUGAUUUUGUCUUUAUCGAAAUGUAUAUCUCAUUUUUUAAAACUAAAAUAGACUAAACAAAUAUUAAUUUUUAUUGCAGAUCUGUAUCAUCCUUUAUAGGAAGAAGUUGUUAGGACAUUCUGUAUUUUAAAAACAAUCUUAAUGAUUUCUCAGAGGUUUUAUACUGUUACUGAUCGACUUUUGCCUUGAAUGGUAAUCAGUUUGGCUUCUUUGAGAUUUUUUUUUAACCUUAAUUUUUUUAAAGAUGCUUUUCCCCUUAUACUGUAUAUAACUUGAAGGUUCUUCUUAUUCUGAUCCCGGAUUCAUACUUCAUUUGCAUUCUGAAAUCAGUCUGUUUGACAGUAUGGUUAUGUUUUUCAUUAUUUAAGCCUUCUUUGAGCAACAGUCCAAUGAUUUAUUUGCUAUGUAGUCAGCUGUGUGUUAUAUAUCCUAAAAGUUUUGUUUAUUUUUUUUUAAUUUGAUAACAUGUAUAUUUUAUUAAUUGCUUUUUUACAAUUGGGUUACUUCCUUUGAAAUGUUUUGUAGGUUGUACUGAAACCAGUACAACAUUUCAUUUUUGGUUUCAUAAUAAAACCGCUUAAGGAAAUACA
This is a messenger RNA of Ahaetulla prasina, 2466 nucleotides long. RefSeq names its product SAP domain containing ribonucleoprotein (gene SARNP). The transcript is spliced from 11 exons. NCBI's taxonomy places the organism in Eukaryota, Metazoa, Chordata, Lepidosauria, Squamata, Colubridae. The record is from RefSeq and is a predicted model, not a curated record. Gene Ontology annotation, biological process: poly(A)+ mRNA export from nucleus. Gene Ontology annotation, cellular component: nucleus. The coding region runs from base 109 to 741 and encodes 210 amino acids.